This is a messenger RNA of Rhagoletis zephyria (snowberry fruit fly), 1694 nucleotides long. It is a transcript of the gene RIOK2, whose product is annotated as RIO kinase 2. Gene Ontology annotation, cellular component: preribosome, small subunit precursor; nucleus; cytosol. The record is from RefSeq and is a predicted model, not a curated record. NCBI's taxonomy places the organism in Eukaryota, Metazoa, Arthropoda, Insecta, Diptera, Tephritidae. Gene Ontology annotation, biological process: maturation of SSU-rRNA; protein phosphorylation. Gene Ontology annotation, molecular function: ATP binding; protein serine/threonine kinase activity.
AUGGGAAAGCUUAACGUCACAGUGCUGCGAUACUUAACUAAAGAGGAUUUUCGUGUGCUCACAGCGGUUGAGAUGGGCAUGAAGAAUCACGAGCUUGUACCCGGACAAUUGGCUGCAUCUAUUGCCAAUUUAAAGGCCGGCGGAGUGCAUAAACUGCUUCGGGAGCUUUGCAAGCACAAACUACUUUCGUACGAGCGCGGAAAGAAAUAUGAUGGGUACCGCCUUACGAACACCGGUUACGAUUAUUUAGCUUUGAAAUCCCUAACUUUGCGGGGCUCUGUUUCUUCAUUCGGCAACCAAAUAGGUGUAGGCAAAGAGUCCAAUAUUUAUGUCGUUGCUGACGAGGAAGGCCAACCUAUUUGUUUGAAGUUGCACAGACUCGGUCGGACUUGUUUUCGCAAUAUUAAGUCGAAGCGAGAUUACCAUGGGCGUCGUCAUAAAGCCUCUUGGUUAUAUUUAUCCCGCAUAUCAGCAACGCGCGAAUUCGCCUACAUGAGUGCAUUAUAUGAUCGCGGGUUUCCAGUACCAAAACCAAUCGAUUUCAAUCGACAUUGCGUGUUAAUGGCGCUUGUCAAUGGCUGGCCAAUGACUCAGGUACAGGAAUUGGUCGACGUCGAACAAGUAUAUGAUGAUCUAAUGAACCUAAUAGUUCGUCUUGGCAAUGCUGGUGUCAUUCACGGCGAUUUUAAUGAGUUCAAUUUGCUGCUCGCUGAUGAUGGAAAACCAGUUUUAAUAGAUUUUCCCCAGAUGAUGUCCACCUCACAUGAAAACGCUGAAUUUUUUUUCAAUCGUGAUGUUAAUUGUGUACGUGAAAUGUUUCGCAGAAAGUUUGGCUAUGAAAGUGAAGAUUUUCCUAAAUUUUCGGACCUGAAACGCGAAGAUGAUUUAGAUGCUGAAGUACAUUGUACCGGCUACGGUGUCACCAAAGAAAUGGAAAGAGAUAUUUUGCAGGAGUAUGGUAUGAUCGACGAGGAAGGGGAUAGUGAUAAUAGUGAACACGAGCUUAAGGAAUGCCCCACGGAGAAUUAUAGAAAUGAUGAACUCAAAGCGUAUCGUCGACAACUUGAAAACGAAGUAAAUUUUAGCGAAACGAAAAGUACAAAAAAACCCGACGAUUCCAUUCGUCGUUACAUUGAAUCAUGUUCUCAAUAUUUGGCAAACAUAAGCCUAGCUGAAGAAGCCGCACCGGAAAAUGAAAUGCAACAAAAAAGUAUCGUUAGUCCUUCCGAAAGUGAAAUCAACGCCGUUCAGCCAAAUAACAUUUCAAAUGAAGUGGAUCGUGGCAACAAAUCGGACUCGGAAUUAGACGCCAGCGACGAUGAUCGCUAUGAUGAUGCUGUAUCUAUGAGCUCAAAUGAUUUGGAAACGGACAAUUUACCAGAGUUAGAUAAAAUUGACCCAAAUUCACGCAUGUAUCGUCUAAAGAUGGUAGAGAAGCUCUUGAACGACACACGUAGCCAACGUUCAUAUUCAACUACUGCGAGUACAAUAGCGCCAUCCGUGGUAACUGAUCGCAUAAGAAAAAACCUAGGUGCAAAAGAAAGACGGGAAAUGCGCAAGCAUUGUGUGGCUAAAGGCGAAGCAAGUGCUGUACAUAGACAUCGCAAAGAAAAUAAGGACGUAGUUAAGGAAUACGCUGGUUGGGACUUUUAAACUGUCAUCUAAUUUAUCUGUCAAUAAAACAUAAAAAAGAA